Messenger RNA from Parathielavia appendiculata, 1892 nucleotides. RefSeq names its product Zinc/iron permease. Lineage: Eukaryota; Fungi; Ascomycota; Sordariomycetes; Sordariales; Chaetomiaceae. Bases 443 to 1483 code for a protein of 346 amino acids. The record is from RefSeq and is a predicted model, not a curated record. The transcript has 4 exons. Gene Ontology annotation, molecular function: metal ion transmembrane transporter activity. Gene Ontology annotation, biological process: transmembrane transport; zinc ion transport. Gene Ontology annotation, cellular component: membrane.
UCAGUUAUAUCCAGCUAUUUGCACCUCUGGAAGAAAUAUACUUAUCAAAUCCCGUCAUCUUGAUCAGUACCAGGCGUUAACUUAUCGUUGGCGGUCUCGCUUAACUUUCGCUUUCUUUAUUCCUGUUCAUGAAGUGGAAAGACGUCCGGUUUGCUACUAUUACAGUGCGGAUCUGCGGGGAACGGAUUUGGUUAAGUGUGACGGGAGGCUGCGGGCACUUGCAUGGGUCGGUUGAUCUGGUUGCUCGGCUCCCCACUGCAGAGGCUGAAAUAGAGGUCGGAUCCAACAACUUCAGGCCACCUUUGCCAGCUUCGCGCUCCCGUCCCUUGGGAAACAUCGACAGUAUUCCCGACGCUGCUUUGUCGGACUUGCGCCAAUGAGUUGACACUGGGACCCGUUACUUUCUAACCUCCUGGCAGUAUCGUAGUCGAGCGCUGCCCAAAUGGCGGGCUUGAUUUUUUUAAUUGCGACCUCUGUGGUCAUGGCCGUUGCCUCCUUCCUCGCCGGCGCGCUCCCGUUGUCCUUCUCUCUUUCGCAGUCGCAGCUCCGGCUCAUUGCUUCUCUUGGAUCUGGCUUGCUCGUAGGCAGCUGCUUAAUUGUCAUUCUGCCAGAAGGGAUCGAGGCUCUUGCGGCGUCGGUAGACCACUCGCGAAACCCCGCGCAACAUGGAUCCCAAACGCACUCGGACCACAUAUCCGCAAGAGCCGAGGAGCACGGGAGGGAGAACUUGGAGCUACCGGCAUUCAACAUUGGUUUCGCUCUAGUUAUUGGCUUUGCGUUGAUGUUCCUGAUUGACCGACUGCCCCGGCACGCAACCGAGAGGUUUCAGACAGCGCCAACGAGUAGACACGUCAGUCUGGAUAAUCUGGCUGGCUCAGGUGUGUCUGGCGACGAGGAAUCUGAAGGCUUCUUAAGUUCUUUGACUCCAUCACCCAAGCAAACGCGCAGCUUGGCUACCACGACCGGCCUUGUCAUACAUGCGGCGGCGGAUGGCAUUGCAAUGGGGGCUUCAGCGACAACAUCCAACCUGAACGUUGGGCUUAUCAUCUUCUUUGCGAUUUUGGUGCACAAAGCCCCUGCCGCAUUCGGGUUGACCUCCAUCCUUCUGAAGCAGGGCCUCUCAAAGCGAGCUACGCGCGUGCACCUCAUGGUUUUCAGCUUGGCGGCACCCGCCGGGGCGUUGGCCACUUACUUUCUCGUCUCAUUGAUAGGAGGCGAGACGAUGGAAGGCGAGUCGGCACAGUGGUGGACGGGAAUGCUCCUCCUCUUCAGUGCUGGAACCUUCUUGUAUGUUGCGAUGCAUGCGAUGCAGGAGGAGAACCAUUCAGCAGGUUUCGACCACCACUCGAGCAGCAACGGGUAUGCCGACAGUGGCGUCCCUUCCAACAGGCGGCCCGGCAAACUGCAGAUGCGGGAUACGCUUGCGACCCUGGUGGGAUUCGUGCUGCCGCUGCUGACGCGGUUUGGCCAUCAUCAUCACUGAUGUGUGUAUGAUUUGAGAUUCUAGGCCAGGCGUUCUGGUUAGACUGGGAAAAACUUGGAAAACCUUGGAAUUGUGAGGUUCUGGAAGUGCGAGGCAAUUUGAUUUAGGGCCGGGCGUUCUGGAGCACAGCGUUUCAGUCACGGCUACUAAUACUUUAACCUGUUCACAACGAUAGUACCUGACUUGAUGUGCGGAGACCUUGGCCCCAUGCCAACCAGGAGCACGUCGGUUGCGCUCUCAAGCUGUUUGAACUUACAGCCAGGGCGUUGUUGUCGGGGUGUCAACUGAAUGCUUGAUGACGCAAAUCGUGAUAUCGGCUGCUGCUCCACAGCAAGUUCCAACUUGGAUCAGCGGUGCGAAAACGGAGGCUAAAACUGUGAACUGCCCAGGCAAGUGGGGCCGUUUCAGG